This is a messenger RNA of Scophthalmus maximus (turbot), 1794 nucleotides long. RefSeq names its product CTD (carboxy-terminal domain, RNA polymerase II, polypeptide A) small phosphatase like 3 (gene ctdspl3). The transcript is spliced from 11 exons. The record is from RefSeq and is a predicted model, not a curated record. NCBI's taxonomy places the organism in Eukaryota, Metazoa, Chordata, Actinopteri, Pleuronectiformes, Scophthalmidae. Gene Ontology annotation, molecular function: phosphoprotein phosphatase activity. The coding region runs from base 184 to 1323 and encodes 379 amino acids.
UCGAGAAGACGCGGGGCUACGCGGGGCGGGCGGAGUCAACUACUGAAGCUACCGAAGCGAGCCAGCCUGGUGGAGUGGAACAAAAACAAAACAAGGAACGAGCAGCGAGGCGCCUGAUUUAAAGACCCAACAGCAGAGGGGUUUGGUUUUAGAUGUCCACAGGUCCCGCAUGAAGAAGGUAGAAUGAGACUCAGGUCUCAGAAAACGGUCACACCUUGGUCGGAGUCGCCGAGGACCAACCGCCGCCGAUCCACCAAGGCGACGCCGAGACGAAGUCGUCCAUCGGUGACCGAGAGCCCGCUUCAGACCGAGGUUGAAGAGACCUUGGUUAAGGAUCCCCACCACUCUGAUGACGAAGUUCCCACAAUGACGAGGCGGCGGCUGCCUCGCGGCCGCGCAAGGAAAAGGGCCAUCGCUGUUGACGACAGAGAACCAGAUCUGGACUUCAAGACUCCGAUCAGGCCCAUCAUGCGUCGCGAGCGCAUACUGUCCGCGAUCGACCCGGCGUCUCCUGGCAACUCAACAGCCAGAAACAUCUACUCGCCCAUUGUGCGUUUCCUCACACCCAGCAAAGAGAAUGUGAAGUGUGCACGUGCUGGAAGCAACGUUUUGAUGAGCCCAGAACAAGGCGUCUUUGGUUUCGGCUCCAUCGACCUUCUGUCCGGAGACGAGGACGAUGACAUCUUUAAUCCAUUUACCUUCAUCAAGAACAUACCAUCACAGUCUCAACAUUCCCGACCACAACUCCGAGAUAUUCCGCCCAAGACCCGGAGCACUCCAGAGGCCACGCUGGUGCUCGACCUGGAGGAGACGCUGAUGUUCAGCUCUCUGAACGUGAUCGAGGACGCAGAGUUCACCUUCCACACGGCGUUCCAGGACAACAGAUACAAGGUGCACAUGAUCCUACGACCACACGUGAGAGAGUUUCUUCAGUCCAUGGCAAAAGUCUAUGAGCUGUUUGUUUACACGUGUGCAAAGAAGGAAUAUGCUGAGAAGAUACUGGACGUCCUGGACCCGCAGAGGAAACUGUUUCGGCAUCGUCUGUAUCAGGACGACUGUGCCUGCGUCCUCGGCCACUACAUCAAAGACCUCAACAUCCUGGGGAGGGACCUCGGCAAGACGGUGGUUCUGGACAACGCCCCUCACACGUACCCGUACCAUCUGAUGAACACGAUUCCCAUCAAGAGCUGGUCUGGAGAGUCGGGGGACAGAGAACUCCACAAACUCAUCCCCUACAUGGAGAAGCUGUCUGCGGCGGAGGAUUUUCGGGAGGUGCUGAAGAAGAGGAAGGAUCACUUCCACCGGCUGCUGUCGGAGGACUGACCAGCUUUCACCCCCAACCCUCCACCUCCCCGCCUCACUUCUAACUAAUCUACGUGACUUUCACGGUUCAUGUUUGCAUUUGUUUUGUGCUUUGGCUGUAAAAGCAGAAUCCAUCUUUGAACUGGCCCCUGACCUGAAGCCUGAAGUUGUGUUGUGGGUGGUGGACACACUCGGCCUCCUUCGUCCUCCCUGAUGACUUAAAAGGACGAGGCAGAUCGGUAUUUCAAACAUGCUGCUGGUCGUUCAUCACCUAAACCCCUUUUCUCCAAGACUCAUUCCACAGGGCAGUAACUGCUGCCUGCUGUUUGUGUUGAUGUACAUGACAAAACUUGAAUGAUGUUGUUUAUAGAAAUAUUUUUUUAUUUAUUGACGCUAUAGCUAAUCAAUGGCUAUUAUCUCUGUAUAUUUCAAACAUGCUUUUUUAAAAAUGCAAUAAAAUCACCCUGAUAGUAAUGGGGGAAUAAAACACUG